Messenger RNA from Rhineura floridana, 2127 nucleotides. RefSeq names its product epithelial membrane protein 3 (MAM blood group) (gene EMP3). NCBI's taxonomy places the organism in Eukaryota, Metazoa, Chordata, Lepidosauria, Squamata, Rhineuridae. Bases 259 to 750 code for a protein of 163 amino acids. Gene Ontology annotation, cellular component: plasma membrane. The record is from RefSeq and is a predicted model, not a curated record. The transcript has 5 exons.
GCCAGCCACCCUUUUCCCAACUCCGAUCUUUGAGGCAUCCGGCCAGCCACGCGCUUUCUGGACCCACCCAGGUGGCCAGUUGCCAAGGGCAGGGCGAGCCUGGUGUGAUGUGGAUGAGCUAAAUUGGUUUUUUAAAAAAAGGAAAAGAAAAAGGGGGGCAAAGACAGAAGAGGAAACUUCAGGAGCAAGAAGAGCAGAAGAGGGAGACCGUCUCAAUCCCAGACCCUCCAUCAGCACCUCCAGUGUCCAGCUACCAGGAUGAGCUUCCUUCUCUUCGCAGUCACUGCCCUCCACAUCCUCAUUCUCAUCUUACUCUUUGUAGCCACGUUGGAUAAGUCUUGGUGGGUUCUGCAGGACAAGGAAACAGUGAACAUCUGGUAUGACUGCAUACUUCCUAACAACACCCUGCCCUGGGUCUGCCAGGCAGUUUCUGAAAGUGCAUGGCUCAAGGCAGUCCAGGCCUUCAUGGUUUUAAGUCUUCUCUUUUCUAGCUUAGCCUUCAUUAUCUUCAUGUGCCAACUCUAUACCAUGAAGCGGGGAAGCCUGUUUUACGCCACUGGAAUCUUCCAGAUACUUGCUGCUGUCUCCGUGUUCACAGCUGCUGUGAUCUACACCACCCAUGUGGAAACAUUCCAGCGCAGCCGACCGAGAGGGGGGUCCUUCGGCUACUGUUUUGUGCUGGCGUGGCUGUCCUUUCCCUUGGCUCUUAUCAGUGGAAUCAUUUACAUCCACCUUCGAAAAAAGGAGUGACCAUCAACUGGAAGAUCUCUCCAUUUGUGCUGGAAGGAGCCCUGUUCUCCUCUGAAUUUAGCUGUGUAUUAACUCUAUGCUGUUUUUGAAGGCAAUCAUGAUACAAAAUCCUCUGCGAUACAUGGCUUGAUCCACUGGGAUUACCACAUUGUGAGUGUAUCACCUCUUGUUUGCAUGUUAUUGUGAACUUCACAUGAUACAGCAAAUUAAAGGGGUGUUAUCUUGCACUGGGCAUUUCCUAGGUCUCUUCUAUUUUUCAGAGUUGGCAAAAUGGAAAUGCAAUUUAAAACUCAAACUUGCAAACAUUUCCAGCAUUCUUUUCUUUUCAAUCCCCAUUUGAAAAAUGGAGGGUUGAAUAAGAAUAUCUAUUUCUUAACUUUUUUUUUAAUUACUCUGUUAAUUCCAUUCUUUCCACAUUUGCAGAUUGGAAGCUAAAAUAUCAAAUAAAGGUGGGGGAUCCUAAUACAUUCCAACUGAAAGUUCUGAGACCAUUUAACAUUUUAAGAACAAAAUUAGUAGAAAGUGGAACAUUGCUCAUACAAAAUCCUGUCUAUUCAGAAAUGUUUUUCAGGAACUACAUAUCUGCAACUAUAUCUUGUUUCCUAACUGCUGGGACAUUAUGCCUUAAGAUCAGUCAGAGAGUGUGAAGAUAGCACAAUUCAAAUGUGGUCAUUAACAUCACCCUCAAAACCUGAAUUUUGACCCUGUAAUAUAAGGGCGUUUUCACAUGUUAUAGUACAUGCAUUUAAAUAUAUAUAAAUAUAUAUAUAUUAGAUGUUCAGCCUAAAAAUGUGGUGCGAUUUGGACAAAACCAUUUGGUAAUAGAUGCAAAUACCUGUCCAUUGAUCAGGGAACCACAAACAGCUAUAACUUCCUGUUAGGUGAACCUUCCGUAGCAAACCCAGGUUUGCGUCUGCAUAAUGUGUUAAAAUGACCUGAGAUUUUUUUUUAAAUCAAGGAACUCUGACAUCAUCCACUUCCAUGCCUCCAGCCAGUAACCAAUUUAAAGGAGUACCCCACUCCCACAUUAUAGACACUUUGUACUCCCCCCCCCCAAUGGCACAGGGUGGGAGGUUUAAACUAAUCAUAUUCACCCUCCUUCCAAAGCUGGGGGGGAUUAAUCCUGCUUUCCUGCCCCUUAGCAAUUUGGCACACAAAUGCAAUUGACAUGGAAAAGAUUUUGCUCCUCCAAUAGCCUUUCCGGGCAGCUUGCUUGCAAGUAAUCAAAAGCGGGUUCCUUCCUUGACAUUUCUGUAAUAGUAUUAUAUGUGCUGGCUUCCCCAAAGUCCCCUUUCACCUUCUUGACAUGGCCUUUUUAUAUUUUUAUAUGUAUUUUAAGAUUAAAAAAACACAACCUAAUAAACAUCAUUCAACAGA